Molecule: messenger RNA, 5466 nt
Organism: Tachysurus vachellii
Lineage: Eukaryota; Metazoa; Chordata; Actinopteri; Siluriformes; Bagridae
Gene: zmynd8
Product: zinc finger, MYND-type containing 8
Exons: 20
Coding region: 302-3811 (1169 amino acids)
Biological process (GO): regulation of DNA-templated transcription
Molecular function (GO): protein binding
Source: RefSeq, a predicted model, not a curated record
AGCAUGCCACACAGCACCGAGCGCCCAAUCACGCGCCUCCGUGUGGCUCUCAAACCAAUCGGCAGCCCACAGCUGAGGUUAAAGAUUGACAAUUGCACCGAGAGCGGCAGGGAGAGAGAGCAAGGCCCUUCUGGAAAAUUCUGCACCCAUCUUUGUCUCAUCCCUUACCAGCUAUUAUAAUUGAAAGGAAAAAGAAACCAUAUAAAAAAGCCCUGCCUGAAGAACCUGUUCACUGUGCACGUAAAGAAAAAUAAGUUUAGCAGACGAGGAGGCGAAGACAGAAUCAGAUGCGAUUGAAGGAAUGGAGAUUGCCACACGAUCCAAAGUGUCUGAUCCAGGGUCAGUGGAGCGUACCGCCCCAAAGCGCAAAGCACCUAGCCCACCGCAUUCCUCCAACGGACACUCUUCUUCAGAAACGUCUCCUAGCCCUGUCAAAAAGAAGAAGAAACCGGGAGCCGUCAACAGCAGCAAAGAUCAGUCCGAACUAAGACAUGGUCCCUUUUACUAUGUGAAGCAGCCCGCACUCACCACAGACCCUGUUGAUGUUGUACCGCAGGACGGCAGGAAUGACUUCUAUUGCUGGGUGUGCCAUCGCGAGGGCCAGGUGCUCUGCUGUGAGCUCUGCCCACGCGUCUACCAUGCCAAGUGUCUCAAACUGGCUGCUGAGCCUGAAGGCGACUGGUUCUGUCCUGAGUGUGAGAAAAUAACUGUUGCAGAGUGCAUCGAGACCCAGAGCAAGGCAAUGACCAUGCUCACACUGGACCAGCUAUCUUACCUUCUCAAGUUUGCCCUCCAAAAGAUGAAACAGCCGGGUACAGAACCGUUUCAGAAGCCAGUGUGUCUUGAUCAGCAUCCUGAUUAUGCGGAGUAUAUUUUUCAUCCCAUGGAUCUCUGUACAUUAGAAAAGAAUAUCAAAAAGAAAAUGUAUGGCUCUACUGAAGCAUUUCUGGCUGAUGUGAAGUGGAUUUUACACAACUGCAUUAUUUACAAUGGAGGAAACCAUAAGCUCACCACGACAGCUAAAGUUAUCAUAAAGAUCUGUGAACAUGAAAUGAAUGAAAUUGAGGUCUGUCCCGAGUGCUAUCUUUCAGCCUGCCAGAAAAGGGACAACUGGUUUUGUGAGCCGUGCAGUAACCCUCAUCCCCUAGUGUGGGCCAAACUUAAAGGUUUUCCAUUCUGGCCUGCCAAAGCUCUGCGAGACAAAGAUGGGCAAGUAGAUGCACGAUUCUUUGGACAACAUGACAGGGCCUGGGUCCCAAUCAAUAACUGCUACCUCAUGUCUAAAGAGAUUCCUUUCUCCGUAAAGAAGACCAAAAGCAUCUUCAACAGCGCUAUGCAGGAGAUGGAGGUAUAUGUGGAGAACAUUCGGAAAAAAUUCGCCAUCUUCAAUUACGCCCCGUUCCGCACACCCUACACGCCUGACAACCAGUUCCAAAUGCUACUCGACCCAGCAAACCCCGGCGCCGGCUCAUUCAAACCUGAAAAACAGGAGAAGAUCAAGCUUAGCUUUGAUAUGACCGCAGCGCAUGUAGGCAAGGGCGUCGUGCCAGCCGGCAUGGGUGGUGGAGGGACUACCGGUAGGCGUAUCGCUAUGCCAGACAUACCACGAUCACCGAUGAGCACUAACUCUUCCGCCCAUACUGGCUCUGACGGCGAGCAGGAAGGCGGAGAAAAGAGCCAGACCAGAGCACUUCUGCAACACCACAGCACAGGAGAAGAAUCUCUCGAUAGCACAGCGUCCCCUUCUGCUCCACGAGCCGGUCCUGCAGGCAGCGCAACGGACAGCCCCAAACCGUUUCAUUGUACAGUCCCAAACACGCCCAUUAAACAGGAGAAGACCCCCACUACAGGCAGCAUCUUAAAUCUUAAUCUUGACCGUAGUAAGGCUGAGAUGGAUCUAAAGGAGCUGAGCGAGACUGUGCAGCAGCAGCAGGGAGCUCAGGCCUCACUCACGUCCCCUAAAAGACAGAUCAGGAGCCGCUUCCAGCUCAACCUUGACAAGACCAUCGAGAGCUGCAAAGCACAACUGGGUAUAGAGGAGAUAUCAGAGGAUGUGUACAAAGAUGAGGAACACAGCGACUCGGACGACUCGGACAAGUCUGACUCCAGUGACAGCGAGUACGCCAGUGACCACGAUCAAAAACCAAAGAGCACCAAGGAUUCAGCUGCUGAUGAAAAACCAGAGAAAGAACCAUCAAAAAAGAAGCCCAAACCAACAUCCCCUGCUGGCGAAGACAAGGACAGCAGCACGGAAUCAUCUGGUACAUCUAGCUCGCUGACUAAAGCUGAGAAAUUGGGAAGUGCUGUCUCUCAAGCCAAAGAAAAGCCAGUUGUUGAGAUGGACAAGGAAGCGCCCAAAGCAGCAUCGGCGUCUCCCGGUACACGAGAGAAGUCCAAGGCGACAGAGGAAGCCAGGCAGCCUGUGUCUGUCGACGUAGACAUGGAUUCAGACUCAGAGCGAGAGCUAGUGAUUGAUUUGGGAGAAGAACCAGGAGGAAGAGAGAGGAAGAGGCGCAGGAAAGACUCAGCCGCUGUCACCGCACACAAAGAGCCCGCAGCCUCCAAGACCGAGGCUAAAGGACCUCCAGCAGGAAGCCUUGCACCAUCACAAACUCCUUCAACACCCUCUUCCACUCCAGGCCUUAAAGACCCUUCUCAGUCUCCCAUGGCAGUUCCUCUAAAUGUAGUCACCAUCCCCGCCGUCCCUAGCAGCACCGCCCUCGUCUCCUCUUCCCUGCCUAACACCGCUCUACCAACAGCCCUGCCUUCCUCCACCCCCACCAGCACGGUGAAGAAACAGCGCCCCCUGCUGCCCCGCGAGAGCGUGCCGGUGGUAGAGAGAGCCGUCGUGUGGAACCCCGGGGCCAAGUUUCAGACUUCCUCUCAGAAGUGGCACAUGCAGAAGGUGCAGAGGCAGCAGCAGAGCCACACACAGCCUCACACUCAGGCACAGACAUUAUCGCAAGCACAACAGGCGUCGUCUUCACCGUCUUCCUCCAGCACUCGAUAUCAGACACGGCAGGCUGUUAAGGCCGUGCAGCAGAAAGAUUCCCCACACAGCACCUCGACCUCGGCUGUCACUCUGGUCACCAGCACCCCUGUGUCUGCAGCCAUAAUGGCAGGCGUCACAGUUAGCUCUUCCUCCUCAUCCUCUUCAUCCUCCAUGGCAGGAGAUCUACAAAUCCCCACCACCUCUGCUGACGUGGCAGCUGACAUUGCAAAAUAUACCAACAAAAUCAUGGAUGCAAUCAAGGGGACAAUGACGGAAAUAUACAACGACCUCUCCAAGAGCACUUCAGGAAACACAAUAGCAGAAAUUAGGCGGUUACGGAUCGAAAUCGAAAAGCUGCAGUGGCUCCACCAACAGGAAUUAUCAGAGAUGAAGCACAAUUUAGAGCUGACCAUGGCGGAGAUGCGGCAGAGUCUGGAGCAGGAGCGAGAACGGCUGGUCGCAGAAGUGAAGAAGCAAAUGGAGAUGGAGAAACAGCAGGCGGUCGACGAGACCAAGAAGAAGCAGUGGUGUGCCAAUUGCAAGAAAGAGGCCAUUUUCUAUUGCUGCUGGAACACAAGCUACUGUGACUACCCCUGCCAACAAGCACACUGGCCAGAACACAUGAAGUCCUGCACGCAGUCUGCAACGUCAUCACAGCAAGAGCCAGACACCGAGUCAAACACAGACGGCAUGACUAAGGUUUCUGUCCAUCCCAACAACAGUCAGGACUCGCCUCGAGAGACUGCAGGAGCUCCUCCUUCAGACAAGGACAGCGAUGUGGACAAAUCAAAGGACAGUGUCACUGUCAGUGUUUCCUAGCUCACAGCACUUACAAUUGCACAUAUGUACAAAACAUAAUCAAGUUCUGUCACUACAAACAAAAAUACUUUUCAUGUUGUUGUCUUGCCAGGAUCUGUGUUUAACACUUUGGGAGGCUGAUUUACAUUUUUGCAUCAAUAAUAGUUUCAAUAGUUCUCGGUUCUAUAAGGCAUUAAAGACACAACCAGACCUCUUUAGAGACUUUUUUUUUAUUUUUUUAUUUAUUUUUUUUUUUACUCGAUUCUUAAUUGAAGUCCAGAACAUUUUUUUCUGAUUGGCUUGUUCAUUUAUCUCCUCAAUACCAACACAAUUACUGUGAACGAUAUUUACACAAAGCAGUGGUAUUUUUGUGCUUAUUCCAUGUUUGUGGGGAAUUUGCACAAUUAUUCAAACGCUAUUUGGCUUCAGUGCUUCACUCAAAAACGAGACGCUGUUAAAUCUUUGUCUCGCCGUUUAAACGGUAAUCCUCUCACCAGCUAGAGUGAAGAUAUGAAGAUAUAAACACGUUCAUAAUCUGAAUAUAUUUGGGUAAAUAUAUGGUUUAGGUGUCAAAUGAAACUCCCUGUGGAUAUUGCUGAUAAAGACAUAAAAUUAUGAUGUUUACUGUGUAUCGGCUCAUAAUGAAGAGGCAGUCAUGUUACAUUUUUAUUGCAAGUUGCCUAUUUCUUAAAAAAAUAUAAAUAAAUAAAUAAAUAUAUAUAUAUAUAUGGGGGUUGGGUACAAAAAUGUGAGAGUUUCUUUUUAUUUUUUAAUAGUUCACAAAUUGUAAAAAUUAAUAUUUGUUUAUAUUCGUAUUUAAUUUGUCCAACUUUUUGUUUGGUAAUAUGAAACUCAGAUUACAUAAUAUUUUAUUUUCUCUACACACCACUAAAACAUUUACAAUUCAGAAGGACAAAAAAACAGUUUGAUUAGAUUGUCUAUUAACAUUAGUGUUCCCAAGUGGUGUUAUUAUGUUUUUGAUUUGAUUUUGUUGAAUCAAAGUGUAUUUAAUAUGGCAUGGUAUAAUAAUCUCAGUGGAUCAUAUGAUACCAGGCUGAUUGCUGUUAAAGAAUCACACACUUUAUUUUUAUUAUUUAAACACAUUUGCCUUCACUCGCACUUUGCCCUUUUUGGGUUCUUUUAUAUUUUUUAAUUAGAAUUUAUUAGUUGUUUUUUUUUGUUUUUUUUUUACCUAAUUAUAUCUGACCAAACUGUUUUGUUAUAUUUGUGCAUUAAAAUCAGAUUAAUAAUAAUAUUUCAUCUCAUUUCACAUUGUACAUUCAGAAUUAAGAGACAUUUCAUCACGGCUUUUCUAACCGGUUGAAUCUCACUGUUGAAUCAUUUUCACAGAUCAUUCUGUAAUAUUUCUGAUUUUAUUAUUUUAUUUUCUAUCAGGACAGUUAGGUUAAUGUUUAUAAUACCCCUGGAUGACCGACAGAAAUAGAAUGGUCCAGCAAAACUUACCAAAGCUGAGGCUGGAAGAUCAUAACUGAAAUUGGGAUGCAUUAUUACAGAUUAUUACAGUACAGUAACACCAUUACAGCAGCCUCCCUUAUAUUUACAUUGACUGUUGACUGUUCAGUACAUCCUUAGCUCUUAUAAAGAACUGUUGUAUAUAAUACAAUUAAAAAAAAUUGUUUACAUAUUGUACAGAAAUAAAAAUUUGGUGGUCUUAA